Messenger RNA from Orbicella faveolata, 2262 nucleotides. Its product is annotated as HAUS augmin-like complex subunit 3. The record is from RefSeq and is a predicted model, not a curated record. Gene Ontology annotation, cellular component: HAUS complex; mitotic spindle; microtubule organizing center. Lineage: Eukaryota; Metazoa; Cnidaria; Anthozoa; Scleractinia; Merulinidae. Gene Ontology annotation, biological process: microtubule organizing center organization; spindle assembly.
ACUAACUGAUUGGCUGGCUGUCUCACUGACUGACUGAAAGAGCAACCGACGGAAUCUGUCUUGAGUAACAAGUGUAUCGUUUACUAGAUUUCUGCACUGAAAUUAUUGUACGCGUUCUUUUGUUGAUAUAACCUUAACUCUUACUGAAGGCGGUUAUGGAUGAACAUGCUCUUCACCCUCCCCAGCCCUCUCGCGGGACUAUCGAUAGUCGAGAUCAUUUUAUGGAAGGACUGUUCCGUGUGCUCGAAGGCCCACCCCAGGGGGAGGAGGACAGGACGAAGGAGAUUUUUCUGGCUUACAAUCAGCUUGUAGAAUGGAGCCAGAAGCUGGCGGGACAACUGGAAUCAUUCGCUACGUCUUUGGCCUCCUCGGGCAGCAGGCAGGAGGAGGCCUGGAAACAAUUGGAGAAUAACUUACAGCAGUGUGUAAAGACAGUUUACGGAGAAUCAGCUACAACAGGCGGCCUGCCUCAGUUAAGUCCUCAGCGGAUAGCAGAUGGCCUGAGUCAGUUAAAUGAACUACUUGCCACUCUGGAGCAGUCAAUUAAGGACAUCAUAAAAGACUGUGAGGCCAAGAAAAAGGUCCUCCGCUCGGAUAGUUUGAAGCUCAUGGAAAGAGAACUGUUUAUAUAUUUCUUCACGGAUCCACCUCGCCUCAAACGAGCCAUCGCUGAGUUGUCAGCUCGUGUGGACGCGCAAAUUGUUUCACUAAAGUGAAAGAUGUGGGUUUCUUCUAUAAUAAAACGAACUCUGGUGUUGGUUUUCAGGAUUUUUUCUCAAAAACUGAGUCGUGCUUUGAAACACAUAUUUCUACAAACUGAAUCUUGAAGUCUGGAAAAAUUAUCAAAAUCAUCUGUAUAGUUUGCAGACCUAGUCGAAGUCGAAAAUGAAGUUCAAAUCUUGAAAAAGACUGGAACCUUACCUAAGCCACAAAUUUGCUGUUGCUUGAGCUGGGCAAAUUUGUCAGGGUUUGUCCACACUUUGAAUGUCCUCGAAUUGUAAAAUCAAAAUUUAAGUUCUUGAAAAGCCUUGAAGUUCAUACAUACCGAAUCUGGAAGCUUAAGUCUGGAAAAAUUGUAAAAAAAAAAUCAUUUCAAUAGUUUUCCAGAGCACAGAUCUGGAAAGGGUCUGGAAUUUCUUACAGGCUACAAGUUUGCUGCUGAGGUAGCUUGGCAAAUUUCCCAAGGUUUGCACGCACCUUGAAAGUCGGUUUGAAUUUUGACAUCAAAAUUCAAGGCUGUGAGAGUUCAUUGGGCCCUUGAAACACCUUAAAAUUAUUUGUUAGACCGUUUGGCUACUUAUUAGGAGACAAAACGUGCGUGCAUGCAUUGCCUACAAAAAGGAAACGAUCUUGUUUCUUCCCUAAUCGCCAUCACGAAAUUUCAGAAAAGAAGAUUUAUAAAAGACACUUUAACUUGAACAAAACUGCUAGGUAUCCAUUAAACCUUAACAUCCUGUGUCACAUUGUAAUGUAGUUUUUCAGCGAACGGAAUCUUUGAGAAACUGAGAUUGUGUCCUUGAAUGUCUUUGAAAAGUCCUUGAAUGUUUAGUCCGAAAAACAGUACGAAGCCUGAAUUUUAUACCCAGUAGCCCUUCAGAGCAGUUAAAAGAGGACCAUAUUUUUUGCUUGUGACAGGGAUUUGAUUCAUAUGACUAAACUACUUCAUCCUAUACCCCAUGACCUGUAAUAUGACAUUCCCUGAGUAUCUUUGGGUGAAGCGUGAAUUUGGUUCGCAUUCAUCGAUUGGGGUACACCAAUAACUAUACAAUAAUCAGGCUGGUUAUUAUGCUUGUUCUCUUUAUUUAUCAAUUCUAGAUAACAACUUACAUGUACAUUUCAACAGGUAGAAUAAGAUACACAGACAUUCGCAUAUACACAAGAAGCACAUUUUUCUACAAAUGCUGACAUCAGAAAUGGACUUUGAAAUUUACAAUGACCUCUAGCAACUAGUUUACGGUCUCGUACCCAGCCUUCCUCGCUCAUUAUAAGAGCGGCUUUGGUAAAAUCCACUUGAGAUUGUGUCAGAAUGUGACAAAACGCGACAGAGCAUGUACAAUUUAACACAAAUCGCACUCUCGUUGGAUCUAGUUUUAGCAUAGCCAGAUUAGCAAUGAAAAUGUAUGAUCUCAGAUUUUCUCUAGCUAGCAUUGAAAAGGGCAAUACACAACUUAAUUCUACUAAUUCUAUUCUAUAUUUUUCCAGGCAUUAUUUCCAUUUCUCUCUAUGUACAAAAUAGCAUUCCAUGGUAUAUUUUGGCAUAAC